Molecule: messenger RNA, 1683 nt
Organism: Mytilus trossulus (common blue mussel)
Lineage: Eukaryota; Metazoa; Mollusca; Bivalvia; Mytilida; Mytilidae
Product: E3 ubiquitin/ISG15 ligase TRIM25-like
Exons: 1
Coding region: 1-1683 (560 amino acids)
Molecular function (GO): protein binding; zinc ion binding
Source: RefSeq, a predicted model, not a curated record
AUGGCAUCAUCAGGUGUUGUAGUGUGUGGUGUAUGUGAGUCUCAGUACUCAACUACAACUGCAGAGUUCUGGUGUCCUGAAUGCGACGAAGGGUUGUGCUCCAAAUGUCUUAAUUUUCACAAUGCAUCAAAGGCUCUCCGUAACCAUGGAGUCAUACCUAUACAUAACUAUAAACAAUUGCCUCCAUCGAUCGCCAAUAUUUCACAGUUUUGUUCGGAACAUAACAGAAAAUUCCAGAACUAUUGUUUGCAACAUGAAAGUCUAUGUUGUCCACUGUGCAUCCAAUUCAACCAUGCUAAAUGUAUGGGGAUAUCAUCACUGGAAAAAGUCAUCGAAACUGCAAAGUCUUCCGUCUUAUUGGAAAGUCUUGAUCUUAAUUUGAAAGAUAUCAAAAUAAAUGUCGAGAGAGUCGUAAAAGAUAGAAAACAAAAUAUUGCUGAAAUCCAAGUACAAAGACAGAAGUUUUACGACGAAAUAAAACAAGUUCGAAUUAAAAUAAACGAACACCUUGACAUCUUAGAACAACGAACGCAUAAUGAUCUAUUAGCUGCCGAAAAGACAAUUAAAUCCCAGAUUGAAGACGUACUGGAAAAAGUUGCUAAAAAUACAGAAAAGGUGGAUCUACUGCAAAGUGAUAUGCAAGCUAUCAAGAUAUAUGCUUCGGACUUACAAGCUUUUCUUGGGAGUAAAAUGAUUGAGAAAGAAAUUAAGACACAUGAAAAAUUUAUGCAAUCUUUAUUUGAAGAUGCAAGUAUGAAGAAAAUUGACAUAAACUGUAAAAUUAAUGACACAAUUUCAAAUGUAUUGUCUUCAGAUACUACAAUAGGAUUCGUAUCAGUCCAAUCAAACCCUCCUUUGGUUGUAAUGCAGACAGGGAAAGAAAAGCAAGUACAGACAAUGUCUGUUCAGUCUGCUCCACCGUCAGCUUUCAACGCCAUUAAACUGAGAUUACAAACAAAUAUUGAAUAUACAGGAGUCACAGGAUGUUCCGUUUCGUGUACUGGAGACAUCAUUGCUCUAAACAUAUAUGACAGCCGUGUACUGAUUUUAAACGAAGGUGGAAUCUGGGAGAAGGACAUACCCCUGACAACUAGAAAUCCAUUUGAUGUUACUUCUAUCGAUCACAAGAGAGUCGCUGUCUCAUUUCCUAGGGUUUUACAAAUACAAAUCAUAAACAUUGCAACUACAAAUGUUGAACGCACAAUAGAUGUGCACAGCUAUUGUUACGGUUUAACUUAUAGAGAUGGCAAGUUGACGUAUUGUGGUACUGGUAAAGGUAUUCAGAGUGUAAAGUUGUCAGGUAAUUCCCCUUCUACUUUGGUUGAAGACAUUACCCUGUCAGACAAUAGUUAUGUGGCAACAUCCGAAGACAAAUUAUACUAUACCAAUAGCUUACAACACACAGUUACAUGCUGCUCGUUGACUGGAGAGAAGAUGUGGGAAUACAAAGAUCAAUCAGUAUGUUCUCGGUACAGUAUAGCUGUAGAUAAAGACUCAAACGUGUAUAUUGCUUCGUCUGAUAACCAUAGUAUAUUUGUAUUGUCGUCAGAUGGUAAACAUGUAAGAAAGUUGCUUGGGAAAGAUGACGGAAUUAAUCAUCCUCACGGACUAGCAUUUGAUGUUAACAAAGGCAAAUUGAUAGUUAUGAUGCACUCUGAAUCUGCAGUGUACGAGCUAUAUUAA